AUGAAGGUGAUCAUAACCGGUGGCACUGGCUACAUCGGCCAGCAGGUUCUGAGCCAGUGCCUUCAGUCUCCCUCGAUAAAAUCAGUUGUUUCGCUUUCUCGACGGGAUCCCGGAGUUCGUCAUGAGAAACUCGAGAUCAUCCUCCAUGACGACUUCUCCCAGUGCCCGCCCAAGAUCCUUUCGAAGAUCCAAGACGCGCAAGCUUGUAUCUACUGCCUGGGCACCAACAUUCCCGUGAAACCAGCAGAGCUCAACCGGAAAAUCAAUUUUGAAUAUGCUCUCACAACGGCCAGGAUUUUUGCGGGCUUCGACCAUUCCUCUCAGCCCUUUCACUUCGUUUACCUGAGCGGCGCUCUGCCCGAAAAGGAUACGGAGAAACACCUCUGGUUUCUCGCAGAGAACAGAAAGAUGAGAGGAGCACUCGAGAACAGUUUGCUACAACUUGACUCGGAGAAGCAUAAUCUGGGUUUCAGAGUCUUCAUCGCGCGGCCGGGCUUCGUCCAGCCCCGUGGAGCUGUCGUCAGGACCUGGUUGAUAGAUUAUGUCGCGAAUGCUAUAGUCAUUUCGGACCUUGCAAUUGCAAUGGUUCGCUUGGCAGUGGAAGGACAUGAACGGCCUCUGGUGGAGAACAGGGAGUUGAAAGACAUCGCCAGACUGCGAUAG
Exophiala spinifera is the source of this 663-nucleotide messenger RNA. RefSeq lists its product as uncharacterized. Lineage: Eukaryota; Fungi; Ascomycota; Eurotiomycetes; Chaetothyriales; Herpotrichiellaceae. Bases 1 to 663 code for a protein of 220 amino acids. The record is from RefSeq and is a predicted model, not a curated record. The transcript has a single exon.